UGGUCAGGUGGAGGGGCUAUAAAUGCUUAGAACCUGCAGCUCUGUUCUGAGAAUGACACAGGAGGACCCACAUCUCCGUGCUGGCAGUUACAGGGAAAUAAUACGUUUGCACAGAGAAGCUCGGCAGCAGUUACUGCUCACUAUUCAUUCUUCAACUCAUCAAAGAGAGUAUUAGCAACGGGAGAGAAGCUGACAGGCUGCCGUUAAGGGAUCAGCAAUGCUUGGAGGAAUCCACACAGAUUUGUUGGUUGCAGUGACUAUUCUCUUUCUAACCCAGACAGGAACUCAGUGCAAGGCUGAAAAUGACUUUUCAUUAGUUACUUUACCAGACUGGAGGACAAACUCAGAAUACGUUACACAAUGUGACAACAAUCUGAUUUGUGACUGGACAAGGAAUGGAUCAUCUGUUUCUGCAGCAGAGGAUGUUGCAGUGAAUAUGUUAAAGAGUGGUCCACUGGGGAUGGAGGGCGAGGCCUGUCUAGAGUUUUGGUACCUGACCCCAGCUGCAGCUAAAGUGUCAGAACUCCAAGUUCUGCUAAAAAGCAGUGUUGGUCUGGUGGAAAUCUGGACCUCACCUGGCCUACCCGGGGAUUCGUGGAGACAAGUGUUUGUCCCCUUGACCAUCACUGAACCAGGGACUCAGGUUGUAUUGAAAGCAUCAUCAGCAGUGUCCAUGGAGGGACAGGUCGUUUUUAACCGGAUAGGAGUAAGAAAAGGCUCAUGUGGACAACAGUGUGAAUCUAACACAGAGUUAUGGACAGAUGAGUCCACUCGCUGCCUCUGUUCUGUUGGCCAGCUCUCCUGCUCUCCCUCUCAGUGCCCUGAGGGCCAAAUCUGUGGUCGUCAAACUGAAAGCUCCGGUGGGAUUUCCGCCUCUGGGACGUGCACUAUACACAGUAAUAGAGACUGCAGCACUUUUGAUGGAGCGCUGUUCCGCUUCAUGUCAUCCUGCACCUACACACUGGCUAAGACCUGCUCACCCAAUGAGACCCUGCCCCUAUUCAGUGUGGAAGUGGUCAGUGUCGAGAGAGGGAACUCAUCUCUACCAACUGUGCAGCAAGUCAUUGUGGAAAUGGGGAACUUGAGAGUGUCCCUGUUGAAAAAGCAGACACGCCGUGUUGUGGUUAAUGGGAUCUGGAGGAAGCUUCCACUUAAGCUCAGCAACAGCACUGUCAGCAUCAAGAGCAACCCUGCUGCCGUUAUACUGGAAACCACCUCGGGUCUUUCCGUCUCAUACGACACCGCUGGUGCUGUCCAUGUCACCUUGCCAUCCAUUUACUCUGAUCAUGUCUGUGGCUUGUGCGGAAACUUUAACUAUCUCAGAGGAGAUGACUUCAGAAAACGUGAUGGUAUAGAUGCCCAAGAUGCUACAGCUCUGGCCGAGAGCCUGCAGACUGGGCAAACUACCUCCUCCUGUGACACCAUUCCUGUACCUCAUCAGUGUGACCCUCUGGAAGAGGCUGAAUACGCAAGUGAGCUGUACUGUGGAGGUAUUCUCUCAAGUACUGGGCCCUUUGCUGAAUGUCUGGCAGCUCUGGGAGCCGAAAGCUACUUCAGGAGCUGUGUGGUCGGCAUGUGCUCUACUCAUGGUGACCUUGCGGUGCUAUGUGAGACAUUACAGGACUAUGCAGAUAUCUGCCGAGAGGCUGGAGUAGCAAUACCCAUAUGGAGGAACUCUACAGUCUGCUCCCAUCAGUGUGGUGAGAACAGCCAUUAUAACUCAUGUGCUGAUGGCUGUCCUGAAGUGUGCUCCAGCCUGGAUAUAGCUGGUCCCUGCGGAAGCUGUGUAGAAAGAUGUGAGUGUGACUCUGGCUUCAAACUCAGUGGGGGAAAGUGUGUCCCAGCAGAAGACUGUGGGUGCUGGUAUCACGGAAACCACUAUGAUAGAGGAGAAACAUGGCUGCAAGGAGAGUGUGCGUGGAAGUGCCAGUGCGUCGGUGAAAAUGUCACACAGUGCACUAAAAUGCAGUGUGCAGACAAUGAGAUCUGUAAGGUCAAGGAUGGGAUCAAAGGCUGCUACCUUCUCAGUCCCGCCACCUGCAGUGUGUACGGCGAUCCACACUAUAUUACAUUUGAUGGGAUGGCUUAUGAUUUUCAAGGGGGCUGCAGUUACACACUGGCUACCACGUGCGGAGAAGAAAGCUCAGUCCAGUUCACUGUCGUUGGACACAACAUGCAUCCUCCUCUUCAGAACGUUACACGGUCCAAGCUGGAAGCUGUGACUCUUCAGGUUGAGGAUCUACACCUUACCCUGAAGGAUAGUGGACAAGUCGAUGUGAAUAAUGUCCAGGUCCAACUUCCCUAUUCCACAGAAGGUGCAUAUGGCUCAGUACGGGUUGACAUGAAGAAUAACUUCAUUGUCUUGGAGACAACCUUUGGUCUCAGAAUGAUGAUAGAUGGGCAGAACAGACUCUUCCUGCAGGUGGAUGAGCGCUACAAGUAUGAACUGUGUGGACUAUGUGGCACCUACUCUGAUCAACAGGACGAUGACUUCAUAACAUCUGGAGGCCAAAAUGUUACUGAGCCCUUUGAGUUUGGUGAUAGCUGGAGGGUGCCAGACGAUGAUGAGUGUGUUGCUCAUCCAAAUAAUCCCAGACUCUGUGAUUAUGAAGAGGAGAAUGAUGCCUACAAUGAGUGCUACACCCUCCUAAGGGAUGCCUUCAAGUCUUGCCAUGAACUCAUUCACCCGAGCAUAUACAUCAACAGUUGUGUGUAUGACUACUGUGCCACAAAUGGUGACCAACACACCCUGUGUGAAUCUCUGAAGUCCUAUGCAGCAGCAUGCCAGGUUGCAGGAGUAGAGCUUCCCCACUGGCAGACAGAUACAGCCUGUGCUGAGCCCCCAACCACAAUUCCUCCAACAACUCGAACUCCUGCCUCACCAACACCAGAUCAAACUUUCUGUCCUAUGAAUUGUAACUUUGAAGAAAAUUUGUGUGGGUGGGAACAGCUCAUACAGGACAGUUUUGAUUGGACAAGGAAUUCAGGAUCCACCCCAUCAAAUCUAACUGGCCCAAACCAAGACCACACCACUGGAGCUGGUUUCUACAUGUAUAUUGAGGGAAAUAGUGCAACCUAUGGAGAUUCAGCCCGUCUGCUGAGCUCAGUGUGCCAUUAUAAUGGCCCACUCUGCUUGCAAUUCUGGUACCAUAUGUAUGGUUCAGCUACAGCCAUGGCGCUCAACAUCUACCUGCUCAAAGACAAUAAAGUCACCAAACUCUGGUCCAUGAUGAAUAACCAGGGACCAAAAUGGCAUCCAGUAUAUCUUGACAUCAGCGUGUCUGGACCAUUCCAAAUUAUCAUAGAGGGAAUUCGAGGCUCUGGUGCUAAAUCAGAUGUGGCCAUAGAUGAUAUAUCCAUCCACAUUGGCUCAUGCUCAGGUAACUUCCCUGGUCUGGUUAGUGGAACUGAGCUUCCUUCCACAACUGUAGAAAUCCUCCCCUCAUACCCAGUCUGCAAUAUUGACUGCAGCUUCGACAGCAACCUUUGUAGCUGGAAUCAGAUGGUCACAGAUGCUUUUGACUGGACAUGGCAAAGUGGUUCCACUCCCACCCUGAUGACCGGUCCCUCUGCUGACCACACUGGUGAUGGCCACUAUCUUUACAUCGAAGCCAACAGUGUGACACACGGAGACACGGCUCGUCUCAUAAGCUCAGAGUGUUCUGACUCUGGUCCUCAGUGUCUGCAGUUCUGGUACCACAUGUACGGUUCAGCCGACACAAUGGGCCUCAAUGUCUACUUGCUCCAAGACAGAAAGGUUGACACUGUCUGGCAGAAGAGGAAUGAUCAAGGAAAUAUGUGGCACCUGGCUCAGCUGGACUUCACAACAACUAGAGCUUUUCAGAUCAUCAUUGAGGGGCGUAGAGGCUCCAACGAAGAGUCUGAUGUGGCCAUAGAUGAUGUAAAGCUUUAUCAUGGUCGAUGCUCUGAUCUGAGUGAUGUUGUGACAAAUCCUCCGAAACCUGACGGAGACACAACAGCUCUUCCAAGCAUCAAUGUGCCAACCACUGCAGCUCAAGAGACUCCUCUGGUCAAUGUUACUGACCAGCUCCCUGUUACACCUCAGCCCCCUGUAGCAAAUGUCACCAUACCUUCUGCAGUGCAAACAACAACCCCCUUAAUUAACAAAGACAAUGUUACUGAAGCUCCAACAAACAAACCACCACCACACCCAGUGUGCCAACUGCACUGUGAUUUUGAGCAAGACCUAUGUCAGUGGAACCAACUUCUUACUGAUGUUUUUGACUGGACAAGGCAUACUGGCUCCACUCCUACUAUGAUGACUGGUCCUUCUUCAGAUCACACCACUGGAGAUGGCCACUAUCUUUACAUCGAAGCCAACAGUGUGACACAUGGAGACACGGCUCGUCUCAUAAGCUCAGAGUGUUCUGACUCUGGUCCUCAGUGUCUGCAGUUCUGGUACCACAUGUACGGUUCAGCCGACACAAUGGGCCUCAAUGUCUACUUGCUCCAAGACAGAAAGGUUGACCCUGUUUGGCAGAAGAGGAAUGAUCAAGGAAAUAUGUGGCACCUGGCUCAGCUGGACUUCACAACAACUGGAGCUUUUCAGAUCAUUUUUGAAGGGCGAAGAGGCUCCAACGAUCAGUCUGAUGUGGCCAUAGAUGAUGUAUCGCUUCAUCAUGGGCACUGCGCAGACCUUGGUAAACCAACAAAUCCUGCUCCUACAACCUUUAAUCCACCAACAACAGAAGGCACAGGGCUCCCACCAGAAAUCAGCUCAACACAACCACAAACAUCCACUUCAUCAGAAACAGACCCAGCGUCAACCUUUACAACAACAACUGCUACAACAACCCCCACAACAACUACAGCCACCACUAACUGUGAUACACUAAACACUAGAACAACACCAACAACUGUAACCCCAAAAACUUCAAAUCCUGAUUUCCCAACAAGUUCACAGCUACCCAUAACAUCAAAACCAAUACCUACAGCCACAAGUAAGCCAGAAACUACAGCUAGACCCCAGCCACCAACAACAGAGCAUGUAGGGGUUGAAACUUCAGAGCAACCAGAACCUGAAAUUACAGAAAGACCCCAAACAACAGCAAGACCAGAGCAACCACCUACAUUUACUAAUGAACCUCAGCCUCCAGCCACAAAUAAGCCACAGCCACCAACAACAGCUAGUUCACAAAAACCAACUAACACCCAGUCACAAACAACUGUUACACCACAACAACCAACCACAGCUAGACCACAACCUCCAACAACAUCUCAGAUGGCAUCCCAAACAACAAGUAGACCUAAACCUCCGACCACAACUACAGCAAAACCACCAUUGACAGCAAGGCCACAACCAUCAUCCACAGUUAAACCACAACCCACAACAGCUGAACCACAGUCCACAACAACAUCCAGGCCCCAACCUACAACAACCAUUAAACCACAUUCAACAACUGGCAGACCUCAGUCUACAACUACAACUAUUCCACAAUCGCCAACAACAGCUAGACCACAACCCACAACAGCUGAACCACAGUCCACAACAACAUCCAGGCCCCAACCUACAACAACCAUUAAACCACAUUCAACAACUGGCAGACCUCAGUCUACAACUACAACUAUUCCACAAUCGCCAACAACAGCUAGACCACAACCUACAACAACCAUUAAACCACAUCCAACAACAGACACCCCUCAGCCUUCAUCUACAGCUGCAUCACAAUCUACAACUGAGAGUCCACAACCAUCAACUACAUCUGUAACAACACCCUCUUGCCCACAGAACAGCCAUUACACCACUUGUAUCCCUGCCUGCAGUCCCACCUGUGCACACCUGAAUGGCCCACCAGGCUGCAGUGACAAUAAGAGUUGUAUACAGGGAUGUGUAUGUGAUGCUGGCUUUGUGCAGAAAGGAAGGGUUUGUGUGCCUAUCCAACAGUGUGGAUGUGUGGACAGGAAUGGCACUAAACAUCAAUUUGAUGAAGUGUGGUACGCCAAUCACUGCAGUCAGAAGUGUGAAUGUGAGAAACACCAAGGUGUGGGGAAGAUCGACUGUGAUAACAAAGAAGAAUGCGAUGGAAAUGCUGUCUGCCUUCAAAAUGAGGAGGGCGAUUAUUACUGCCAGCCUACAGACUUCAAUGAGUGCACUAUCAAGAAGGACAAUGAGUACAGAACUUUUGACAAAAUGAAGUACGACUUCGAAGGCGAGCACUCUUAUGUGCUGGUCCAGACCAAGAACUUACCAAAUAACCUUCAAGAGGUCUACAUCGAGGGCAUCAAUACACGCAUAGUACAUGAUGAUGAUGAAGAUAGUCAGCAGCAUGGUGACAGUAGCAGUGAAGAAGACCACAGUCGCAGUGACGAAGAUGAUGAUGACAGUGAAGAGCAUGAGGAACACCAGAUAUUACAAGAGCUUAAGAUCAGAGUGUACAAUCACACUGUGGAGUUAAAGAAAAAACGGAGGCUAGUCGUGGAUGGGAAAAGAACUAACACUCCUAUAGCACCAACUGCUGGUCUAAACAUCUAUGAGCACUUCUCUCGCAUUUAUCUAAAGACCGACUUUGGUCUCUCAGUGGAGUUUGAUGGACAAAGCACAGCAGAGAUUAUCCUACCACGUAUAUACAGAAGGAAGGUGGGGGGUCUUUGUGGGAACUUUGACAGUCAAAAGCAGAAUGACUGGAUGAAGCCAGAUGGUACCAGGGCCAGGAGUGUUCAAGAGUUUGGAGAGAGCUGGAGAGUGUAAAUAUCACAUGGAUACAGGGAUUCAACAUGCCACUUAAAAUUAUCAUGAAGAGGUUUUGACCACUGGUACACUCAUUACUGUGGGAGUUUACAAGAAACCUUAAUAUAGUAUAUGUGUCACCUAUAAAAUAAUAAAAGAGACAAUUCAUGCAGAGGUUGUUAAUCUGCCAUUUAUCUUCAUGAGUAAUCAUUUCGUCCACAAAAGAUUUUUUAAAAAAUGUAAAAAAAAAAAAAAAAAUUGUCCAACCAACAGUCCAAAAACCAAAGAACUGUCAUUUUUCAUCAUGCAAAAAAAUGACAAAAAAAGCAUCAAAUCAUCCUUCAAGAAACUAGAAGCAGCAAAUGUUUGACAUUUUCACUUCAAAAAUGACUAAAACAAUCAAUUUUCAUUUUUUUGUUGAUAUACACAAACUACAAAAACACUUUAACUGCCUACUACUGCACCUACCUUAUGGGAUUACGCAUUUGCUGUUUCAAGAAUCUUGUAUCAAGCUUUAAAGUAUUUUUUUAAGUAACUCACCUUUUUAAAAUCUCUUAACAUAUUCUUUCAUCAGUCUAUCAGACUUUACUCUUUGUGUCAUUACCAUGUGUGCUAUUUAUUCAUAAGUGAACCUUUGUGCAUACACUGUAUGCCUGUAUGUUUGACUAUAGAUGGAUUAGGUAUCACUAUCUGAAAUAAAUUUGAUGUGCAAUAACUAGUUAUUCAAAACACUGCUUGCACUUGUUGUACUGUUCAAAUAAAUAUACAGAGAGUUAG
Molecule: messenger RNA, 7465 nt
Organism: Scatophagus argus
Lineage: Eukaryota; Metazoa; Chordata; Actinopteri; Scatophagidae
Product: zonadhesin-like
Exons: 30
Coding region: 218-6709 (2163 amino acids)
Cellular component (GO): membrane
Source: RefSeq, a predicted model, not a curated record